Molecule: messenger RNA, 2534 nt
Organism: Halteromyces radiatus
Lineage: Eukaryota; Fungi; Mucoromycota; Mucoromycetes; Mucorales; Cunninghamellaceae
Exons: 1
Biological process (GO): regulation of DNA-templated transcription
Cellular component (GO): nucleus
Molecular function (GO): zinc ion binding; transcription cis-regulatory region binding; DNA-binding transcription factor activity, RNA polymerase II-specific
Source: RefSeq, a predicted model, not a curated record
AAUGCUUAAAACAAAAAAGAAACGCACCCGUUCAGCAACAGCAUGUACAAACUGUCGAAGUAUGAAGGUUCGCUGUGAUGUAGUGAAUCUUUUUCCUAGCAAAUGUUCUCGUUGUGAAAAGGCAAAGGUGUUUUGUGAACUUGAUCGACAGAUCCGAAAGGUUACCUCACCUCCUUCAUCAAACACCACCUCACAGGAUAUCAUGGUAUCAUCUUCUUCAUCACAUAGUACAAUCAAUGACAAUAACAACAACAACAACAACAACAGCAGUAUCAACCAAUUAACCACAACUGUUACUCGCCCUUCUUUGGAUACAGAUGAACAACCUGGAUCACCUCGAGCUACUGCGGUAGAAUCAACAGCAACAACAGCAGCAACAACAGCAACAAUAAACAUGACCUACAAUACACCGAUUCAGGACCAAGUAUUACCUGAUGGUACCAAGAUUCAAGCUACUUUGAUUGCGCAGCUAUUUGAUUUAUUUAUGAAGCACCAAUAUCGAUACCUUCCAAUUUUUCCAAAACGAUACUUGACACCUUCUUUUUUACUAAUGAAAGCCGAUGCAGCAGUUAUCACACCAAACGGUCAAGCAACAGUGCCAAGUACGAUUUCACCUGUAUUAUUCUGGACUUUAUGUGCUGUUGCAUGUCCCAUGGCAUUCCAACAACAAUUGAUCUCUCAAACUACUUGGGAUGCUAUUGUUCAUCAUACACGACAAUUACUUCAAAAACACAGCAUGGUGACCCAUUAUGUCCUUCGACCAUUUACAGCCUUGGCUCAUAUCUAUGCACUGGUAGUGAUUUGUGAAUGGCCACUCCCACACCGUACAUCACAAGAAGAUUUGACUUGGAUUUACUCUGGACAAGCGAUUCAUAUUGGUUUGCUAGUGGGAUUACAUAAAUCUUGGUUCAAAUCGGAAUUCGUGAUAAUGGAUAAUGACAACAAUAAAUACGAAGCAAGUAGUACUAUUGGUGGCGAUGAUGAUCAACAACAAAGAAAAACGACAAGAAUGGAAAUAGAAAAAAGAAGGGAUCAAUCAAGAGCAAGAAUGCAUGCUUUGAUGUGGAUGGCUUGUUUUCAUGUGAAUCAAAGAUUGGCUACUGUGUAUGGUGUACCAGCAACAGCGACUUUGGAUUACUCUUUAUUGGCAAGGUUCGACAAGGAUUUGAAGGAUUGUAUGCAUCAAAAAAGAAGCAGAAAACGACAGCGAUCUGAUGAUAGUGUGAACGACGACAAAAAAGAGGAUGACGAUAGUGAUGAUGAACAACUGACUGAAUUUUUGAAACAAGUGCAUAUAUUACAUACACUAAAUCGAUGUAUCAACACUCUUGGAAUCGACACUGACGCAACCCAUGACUAUACACCAUUGUCAACAGCUAGCAAUUCCCAACAGUCAUCAUCAAAUGGUAUGGUAGAUCCAAAAUGUCGACGGAUUAUACAUUCAAGCUUGGAGGCGUCACUAUCACAACUUGGUGUGGAUUAUUCUCCCAUGUCACCAAUGACGGAAUUGAUCUAUCUUCAUGCCAAAGUUCAACUUCAUUCUUUCCUAUUGGCCCCAGAUUCUUUGGAUCGUGACAAGCGGUGGGUGGUGAUGCCUAUUUCCAUUGUGUGUAUGCAAAUUAUUCAACUGGUGGAACGAAUGUUGGUGGAUGCAAGCGAAGAACAACAAGAUCAACAGCAAAUGAAAAGAUUAGUGAUCUGCCUGAGUUGGCCCAACUUUGUGUCAAGAACAUUGAUGAUUAGUUUGUUGAUCCUGUUACGAUUAUCAACUUCAGUAUACAAGUCAUGGAUUGAUCAAGAUGCGGCGGAAAAGGCAAUGGUUCAAGGACGACUUUUGUUGGAGAAGAUGUCCUGGAGUGAUACAUGUCCUGCGGCUAGGGCUGUACGUGUUGUAGAUGGUUUAUCAAAAAUGGUCGAAAUGGGUGCCUUAUCAGAGAUGGAUGAUAUGUGUUUUGCUCAGUCAAGAUUAGGGUCUGGAUUCUGGGGGAUUAUGAUGGAAUACAAGAAAUGGGCUAUACGACAACAAAAACAACAACAACAACAACAACAGCAACAACAACAACAACAACAACAACAACAGGAACAACAGCAACAACAACAACAACAACAACUACCUAUCGAUACAAUCACAAUACGGAAAAAUGCUUUAUCUACCACUGCUAUGUAUGAUUUGACAACAGAUAGUACUACGCCAACAACAACAUCAUGUACGGAUUUUACAUAUGAUCAAGGAGGCAACUGCAGCAAUGGCGCGAUGAUGUCUUCUUCUACUUCUUCUCCUUCAUCUUGCUGGUCAAGUACCAAUCCUGGAUGUACGAACAAUAUGGGUACUGGAUUACCAUUGUCUUCCUCUUCCGGAAAUGCCGCGAUGUAUGUUACUAGUUUGGAUGACGACGAUUACUUGUUUUGCAACAUUUUCAACUUUGAUGAUCACGACGUAUUGUACAAUUUUGAUGAUUUAUCAUGGUUGGAUUCAUAUACCCCACAAUAAUAUCUAGUUUAUAUUUGUAGCACAUAGAAAAUAUAGAAUCUCC